Molecule: messenger RNA, 1490 nt
Organism: Phycodurus eques (leafy seadragon)
Lineage: Eukaryota; Metazoa; Chordata; Actinopteri; Syngnathiformes; Syngnathidae
Product: fructose-1,6-bisphosphatase 1-like
Exons: 7
Coding region: 74-1099 (341 amino acids)
Biological process (GO): fructose metabolic process; fructose 1,6-bisphosphate metabolic process; gluconeogenesis
Cellular component (GO): cytoplasm; cytosol
Molecular function (GO): fructose 1,6-bisphosphate 1-phosphatase activity
Source: RefSeq, a predicted model, not a curated record
GUCAGUGUUGCAUUUAAGUCCCGCGGCACUUCCUCCUCUGGACUGAGAGAAAAGUUUUUUGGGGGUUGCAAUCAUGUCCGACCGAGCCGCUUUCGACACCAAUGUGGUCACCGUAACCCGCUUCGUCAUGGAGGAGGGCCGGCGGGCCAAGGGGACCGGGGAGCUCACCCGGCUGCUCAACGCGCUGUGUACGGCCGUGAAGGCCAUCUCCAGCGCGGUGCGUAAAGCCGGCAUCGCUCACCUCUACGGCAUCGCAGGCAGCACCAACGUGACGGGCGACCAGGUGAAGAAGCUGGACAUCCUGUCCAACGACCUGGUCAUCAACAUGAUCAAGUCGUCCUUCACCUCCUGCGUGCUGGUGUCGGAGGAGAACGACACCGCCAUCAUCGUGGACCCCGACACGAGGGGCAAGUACAUCGUGUGUUUCGACCCGCUUGAUGGCUCCUCCAACAUUGACUGCCUGGUCUCCAUCGGAACCAUCUUUGCCAUCUACAAGAAGGCCAUGGAUGACGAAGAGCCUUGCGAGAAAGACGCCCUGCAACCCGGCAGGAACCUGGUGGCGGCGGGAUACGCUCUCUAUGGCAGCGCUACCAUGAUGGUGCUCUCCACUGGACACGGAGUCAACUGCUUCAUGCUCGACCCAGCCAUCGGAGAAUUCAUCCUGGUGGACCGGGACGUGAAAAUCAAAAAGCGGGGCAAGAUCUACAGCUUGAACGAAGGCUACGCCAAAUACUUUGAGCCGGCCGUCACAGAGUAUUUGCACAAUAAGAAGUUUCCUCAGGACGGCACCGAGCCCUACGGCGCCCGAUACAUCGGCUCCAUGGUGGCCGACGUGCACCGGACGCUGAUGUACGGCGGGAUCUUUUUGUAUCCCGGCAACGCAAAGAGCCCCAAGGGAAAGCUGCGUCUGCUCUACGAAGGCAACCCCAUGGCCUUCAUCAUCGAGCAGGCAGGGGGCGCCGCCUCCACGGGCUUCGAGGACAUCCUGGACAUCCAGCCGGAGAGCAUCCACCAGAGGGCCCCCGUGGCCAUGGGCUCCUCCGACGACGUCGCAGACUACGUGGCCAUCUGCCGCAAACACGCCGCCAAGGCCAAGUGAGGUUCGCCCCACUUGGCGUCCACUUUUCAGGGAAGGAGAACGUUCUUAAAUUGUAUUACCUUUUUCAUUCAAAAUAUGUCUGCAUUAUAUUGAGAUAUUACAUAUGGUACAUACUGUACAUGUAUGUAACUGAAGGACUUCAUGAAGAAAAAUACACCCCACAAAUAGAAAUACAACACAAAAUUGUUUAAGCCUUAAAGCGGCAAUGUCUGUAUUCAAUGCAGGUGUAUCAAUACGAUGUUGUAGCAAAAAAUGUAUACAUCACAAUACUUGUUGCUGGCCUAUUGAUACUGUAUCAUAAUAGACAACAUAUGCUACAGUACAAUAUCAGUAUUUGAUUUCGGUGUGUCAAUACUGUAUUGCAAGAAAUAAAGAUUUGAUAUUUACGACA